AUGGCUAGAGUCAGCGAAAAGGGUGAAGAAAAGAAAUCAAGCAACAACCAAGUUGAAAAAUUGGUCGAGGCACCAGUGGAGUUUGUCAGAGAAGGAACUCAAUUCCUAGCUAAGUGUAAGAAGCCUGAUUUGAGGGAAUACUCCAAGAUCGUCAAAGCCGUCGGUAUCGGUUUUGUUGCCGUCGGUAUCAUUGGCUAUGCUAUCAAGUUGAUUCAUAUUCCUAUUAGAUACGUUAUUGUUUAA
Molecule: messenger RNA, 243 nt
Organism: Saccharomyces eubayanus
Lineage: Eukaryota; Fungi; Ascomycota; Saccharomycetes; Saccharomycetales; Saccharomycetaceae
Gene: SSS1
Product: translocon subunit SSS1
Exons: 1
Coding region: 1-243 (80 amino acids)
Biological process (GO): protein targeting; post-translational protein targeting to membrane, translocation
Cellular component (GO): membrane; Ssh1 translocon complex
Molecular function (GO): transmembrane protein transporter activity
Source: RefSeq, a predicted model, not a curated record